GCCACUUCCGCCGGGAUGGCCGCACUGCGCAGGCGCCCCGGGUGGCUCCGAAGCGAAUUCUGCGCGGGGAAGCUCAGGAGGGAAAGACAAAAACAUCUUGGAUAGAGAAUACUUAAUCAUUUAACUAAAAAUGGUAUUUUUUACAUGUAAUGCAUGUGGUGAAUCAGUGAAGAAAAUACAAGUGGAAAAGCAUGUGGCUGUUUGCAGAAAAUGUGAAUGCCUUUCUUGCAUUGACUGUGGCAAAGAUUUCUGGGGUGAUGACUAUAAAAACCACGUGAAGUGCAUAAGUGAAGAUCAGAAGUAUGGUGGCAAAGGUUAUGAAGGUAAAGCCCACAAAGGCGAUAUCAAGCAGCAGGCAUGGAUCGAGAAAAUUAAUGUAUUAAUAAAAAGACCCAAUGUCAGCCCCAAAGUGAGAGAACUUUUAGAGCAAAUUAGUGGUUUUGACAAUGUCCCCAGGAAAAAGGCGAAAUUUCAAAAUUGGAUGAAGAACAGUUUGAAAGUUCAUAAUGAAUCUAUUCUGGAGCAGGUGUGGAAUAUCUUUUCUGAAGCUUCCAGCAGUGAGCCAGUCUGUCAAGGGAAUGGUCAACAGCCACUUGACCAUGUGGCCAACCCACCUCCUGCAGAAAUUCCUGCCACAGGCCUAUCUUCCAAAGCAAAUGACACCACAGAAGAGCAAGGGAAGGUGAAGAAGAACAAGAGAGAAAGGAAGGAAGAACGGCAGAAGAAUAGGAAAAAAGAAAAGAAACAACUAAAAUUAGAAAACCACCAAGAGAACAGGAAGAGUCAGAAGCCUAAAAAGCACACAGUAGGCCUGGAGGUGGAGCCUGAGGCUGGAACGGAGGACACCCCCAAGGCCACUGGCUCUGCAGGGAGGAGGGACCAGAGCAAGAGGAGCAAGGCGAAGCGGGGGCCGGCCAGCGCCUGCAGGGUGGCCCAGGAGGAGGGAGACACAACAACCCGCCCGAGGAAGAGAAGGCUUUUGGAAGAUGAAGCAGUUUCUAAGAAGAAAAAGAAAAAGUUACCAGGACGUUCUGAGGGUGGAGAACCGGAAAACCAUGAGGCUCCUCCAAAAGGUAAAUUCAACUGGAAGGGGACUAUUAAAGCAGUCCUGAAGCAGGCCCCGAAUAAUGAAAUGGCAAUCAAAAAGCUAAGGAAAAAGGUUUUAGCUCAGUAUUACACUGUGACAAGGAACCAUCACAAAUCUGAAGGGGAACUCCUGGUCAUCUUUAACAAGAAAAUCAGCAAGAACCCCACCUUUAAGUUACUAAAGGACAAAGUCAAGCUUUUGAAAUGAACAUUUUUGUAUUUAAAAAUCGGAUUCUUUCUGUUGAUAUCUUCCUUUGACUGCUGUUUGUAAAACAUGUAAUGAAUUAUAAUAACCCCAAACUUUGUUUUCAAAAGCUGUAUUUUUAAGUUAAGGAAAAUAUAUAUUUUUGGUAGAACUUUUAUGAGAAAAAUAAAACAUAUUCUUGUCCAAAAUUGCAAA
This is a messenger RNA of Manis pentadactyla (Chinese pangolin), 1486 nucleotides long. RefSeq names its product Ly1 antibody reactive (gene LYAR). Lineage: Eukaryota; Metazoa; Chordata; Mammalia; Pholidota; Manidae. The record is from RefSeq and is a predicted model, not a curated record. The transcript is spliced from 9 exons. Gene Ontology annotation, biological process: rRNA processing; negative regulation of transcription by RNA polymerase II. Gene Ontology annotation, cellular component: nucleolus. Gene Ontology annotation, molecular function: DNA binding. Bases 131 to 1294 code for a protein of 387 amino acids.